CUCCACCACCGCCCGUGCCCUGCCCCACCCGCCGCCCAUGUUCCUUCCGCAGCGCCCCAAGGCGGGCGCCAACAAGUCGGCCGCACAGGACGCGCAGCAGCAGGCCCGCCUGCGCCCCUGGGUGGAGAAGUACCGGCCAAAGACGAUCGACGAUGUGGCGGCGCAGGAGCACACCGUCGCCGUGCUGCGCAAGACACUCAUGUCCGCCAACCUGCCCCACAUGCUCUUCUACGGCCCGCCGGGCACGGGCAAGACGAGCACCAUCCUCGCCCUCGCGCGCCAGCUCUUUGGGCCGGAGCUGCUCAAGUCGCGCGUGCUCGAGCUCAACGCCUCCGACGAGCGCGGCAUCUCCGUCGUGCGCGAGAAGAUCAAGAACUUUGCCAAGAUGGCCGUCAGCAACGCCAACAUCGACUUUCCGUGCCCGCCGUACAAGAUCAUCAUCCUGGACGAGGCCGACUCGAUGACGCAGGAUGCGCAGUCAGCGCUGCGCCGCAUCAUGGAGCAGUACUCGAAGAUUACGCGCUUCUGUCUGGUCUGCAACUACGUGACGCGCAUCAUCGAGCCGCUUGCCUCGCGAUGCAGCAAGUUCCGCUUCCGCUCGCUCGACCAGGGCAGCACAAAGGAGCGCCUCGAGGCGAUCGCGCAGGCCGAAGAUGUGGCCUUUGACGACGGCGUGCUGGACACGCUGAUCCACACGUCCGACGGCGACCUGCGUCGCGCCAUCACGUAUCUGCAGUCUGCGUCGCGCCUUCACAACUCCGGCACGUCCUCCAAGACGCCCGUCACGCGCACGUCGAUCGUCGAGAUUGCAGGUGUGGUGCCGCAGCCUGUGGUGCACGCGCUGGCGCGCUCGCUCGGCUUGGACCCACCGCCGGACGCUGAUGGCAACGACGAGGACAUCGAGAUGCUCGCGCCGGGCCCGGAGAAGACGCCCUUUGAGAAGGUGCAGAAGCAGUGCCGCAACAUCGCCAUGGAGGGCUACUCCUCGUCGCAGCUGCUCAUUCAGCUGCACGACUUUGUCAUGCUCCACCCGCUCCUGGGCGCCAAGGCCAAGGCACGCUGUGCGCUUGCCUUCGGCGAAGCCGACAAGGCGCUUGUGGACGGCGGCGACGAGGAGCUGCAGUUCCUGAACCUCUGCCUGAAGCUGCGCACUGCGCUUGCUUGACACUCCUCGCCCGCUGGCCCGCUGCGUUUCGCUCCCUGUCACUGUCUGUUCGCUCAUGUACUUCUAGCCAACCAAUCAGCACGCUCGUCUUCACUCAAUGCGCCAGAACAGAUGCCGC
Molecule: messenger RNA, 1283 nt
Organism: Tilletiopsis washingtonensis
Lineage: Eukaryota; Fungi; Basidiomycota; Exobasidiomycetes; Entylomatales
Product: putative RFC2-DNA replication factor C, 41 kd subunit
Exons: 9
Coding region: 38-1165 (375 amino acids)
Biological process (GO): DNA repair; DNA-templated DNA replication
Cellular component (GO): DNA replication factor C complex; nucleus
Molecular function (GO): ATP binding; DNA clamp loader activity; ATP hydrolysis activity
Source: RefSeq, a predicted model, not a curated record